Messenger RNA from Pyrenophora tritici-repentis Pt-1C-BFP, 1710 nucleotides. RefSeq lists its product as uncharacterized. Lineage: Eukaryota; Fungi; Ascomycota; Dothideomycetes; Pleosporales; Pleosporaceae. The record is from RefSeq and is a predicted model, not a curated record.
AUGCUUAUUUCUAAUCUUAUCUUUGUUGCUUUAUCCCUUGGGGGAGGAGCCCAUGCCUUUGCCAUACCCGCCGACCAGAGCGCCAACAUUGACUGGAAAGAACUCCAGUGGGAUAUUUCCAAAAUCCAUUCUGGGAAACCUAUCGAUACCGGCCGAGGCGACGAAAUCCUAAUUCCUCAGCUUGCUAACUGCAGCCUUACUCGCCACAAUGGAAGUAUAGUCUAUAAAAUCCCCACUGGCGGUUACGAUAUUUCUGAGGAACUGUUCGGGAAACUAAAUGGAAAAAAGCUAGAAUCUUCUUUAGACAAGAGGCAAUGCAAUUCCGACAACCCUUGUGAGUGUGGCACACACAGAACUUGGCAAUUGAUCGAUGUCAGUUGGUCAAAGUUUUUGGGAGAAACAAAGGUCAUGUCGUCUCCUCUUUGCGGACCUGGUUCGAUUUCAAACACGUUCACUGCGACGUACUCUUACUCAGUAUCCACUACAAUUACUACCGGUGCUGGCCCAGUUGCAUCCGUUUGGAAGGGUAUCGAUAUCAGCGUUGGUUUCUCAUACACAUGGGGUAAUGCCGUUGCAACCGGUUACAGUGCUACUUGCGACGCCUCACAUCCAUGUAUCGCCACAUUCAGGCCUUAUAUCGGUCAGGUCAAGGGAAGGGCCCGAUGGACUGAUCUGUCUAACAGUGGCAACAAGCUCUGUGGAACCGGCAUCGCCGGGAACGUCGAAAUUCAUCUCCCUGCUACUGAACGGGGUUGCAAUAAUGACAAAUGUGGUGCUGAGGCAGCAUGUGUCAAAUUCCCCAAGUCUGGCACUUUGUGUAUUUCUACCAAUGCCAAGUGUAAAACCCGACUCGUACAACAGGGCGACACCUGUGCAAAGGUCGCAGACGCGAAUAAAUCGACAUGGACUCAGGUCGCUACUUGGAACCGUGACUUCGGCUCCGAUUGCAAGAGGAUUGGAGAGUUUGUUGGGGGUUUAGUGUGCAUUUCCACGCCAGGGGGAGAUUGGAAGAACCCUAGUCCUUCAGCAGCAACACCAACUCCAUCGGUCACCCUCCCGCCCUUCUAUGGAGUCGAUGCUUCUCUCAUACCGCAACCGACCUUUAGCGGCAUGAUCAACGGCAGCGAUAUCUGGACAUACAAGUUAGCCGAAGGCACACGGCUCGAUUGCGACAAGUACAUCAACGUUACCGACGUCGGCACAAGCACAGGAUGCGCAGCCGUUGCCCAGGGUUACGGUAUCACAGUCGACCAACUCGUCAAUUGGAACCCUUCAUUGAGCUCUUCAUGCGUCCUGAACAACGACCUCACAUACUGUGUCCAAACCUCCAUCCUCCACGUCGCCAACGUCACACAAUACUGCACCUACGAAGACCAGCCGAGCUUUGGACAAACAUGCGAUGAGUUUUUGCAGGCUUGGGAUUUGGAUUACGAGACGUUCGAGGCGUUCAAUCCUGGCCUUGGGGCCAAGUGCGACAGAUGGAAGCUUGGCCACAGCUACUUUGCGAAAGCGAUGCACUUUCGCCAACCAGGUAUCGUCAAGAACUGCAACAAGUGGGACAUGGCCAAUACCACAAACUAUCUGGAAAAUCCAUGCCAGAUUUUCGAAGACAAAUACGGUCUACUCCAUGCUCGUUUCGUCGCCUGGAAUCCCAUGGUACAGCAAGAUUGUGAGACCAGCAUCAUGAACCGGCAGAUGAUCAUUUACUAA